This is a messenger RNA of Caenorhabditis elegans, 411 nucleotides long. It is a transcript of the gene snr-6, whose product is annotated as putative small nuclear ribonucleoprotein E. Gene Ontology annotation, cellular component: cytosol; nucleus; spliceosomal complex. Gene Ontology annotation, molecular function: RNA binding. The transcript has 2 exons. The record is from RefSeq and is marked reviewed. The coding region runs from base 16 to 288 and encodes 90 amino acids. Lineage: Eukaryota; Metazoa; Nematoda; Chromadorea; Rhabditida; Rhabditidae. Gene Ontology annotation, biological process: mRNA splicing, via spliceosome.
GAUCAUCCCGCAAAAAUGUCGACGAGAAAGCUCAACAAAGUGAUGGUUCAGCCUGUGAACCUCAUCUUCAGAUAUCUCCAAAACCGCACUCGGGUCCAAAUCUGGUUGUACGAGGAUGUCACCCACCGUCUCGAGGGCUACAUCAUCGGAUUCGACGAGUUCAUGAAUGUCGUGUUCGACGAAGCCGAGGAGGUGAACAUGAAGACGAAGGGACGCAACAAGAUCGGCAGAAUUCUUCUCAAAGGAGACAACAUCACUCUCAUCCACGCCGCCCAACAAGAAGCCUAAAUCAUCGUUCACUUUUCACGGAUCUCUUUGUUCAUUUUUCUGUCUCUGUUUCGCUUUCGCACCGUAUUGUUCCAAGUUUUCAAGUUUUAAUAUGUCUUUAAAAAAAGUAAAUUAUUUUUGGCU